This is a messenger RNA of Penicillium macrosclerotiorum, 924 nucleotides long. RefSeq lists its product as uncharacterized. Gene Ontology annotation, molecular function: aldose reductase (NADPH) activity. The record is from RefSeq and is a predicted model, not a curated record. The transcript is spliced from 4 exons. The coding region runs from base 1 to 924 and encodes 307 amino acids. NCBI's taxonomy places the organism in Eukaryota, Fungi, Ascomycota, Eurotiomycetes, Eurotiales, Aspergillaceae. Gene Ontology annotation, cellular component: cytosol.
AUGGAGGAAAACAUUCAAAACAAGUCUUUCACACUCAAUACCGGGGCCAAAAUCCCUGCCAUUGGAUUUGGAACCUGGAAGGCAGGGCCAGGAGAUGCGGCGAGUGCUGUGAAAGCAGCGUUUGAGGCUGGAUAUAGACAUUUUGACUGCGCACCUCUGUAUGGAAAUGAGAACGAAAUAGGGCAAGUGUUUAAAGCCACUCAAAUCCCGCGAAAUGAAUAUUUCGUAACUACGAAGCUCUGGUCUUCUGAUCAUCGCCGCAUUGAAUCAGCCCUUCAGAAAUCAUUGGAUGAUCUUUGUCUGGAAUAUGUUGACCUUUAUCUCAUGCAUUGGCCCAUCACACUGCCAACCUCAACCCCAGAGGUCUAUGGGAAGGAAGAUCGAACUGUUCAUGACCCCAAAUGGGACUUUGUGGAUACCUGGCGCGAGAUGGAAAAACUUCUUGAAACAGGAAAAGUUCGGGCAAUUGGAGUAGCCAAUUUCUCGACCGUUAACCUAAGCCGGCUUCUCAAGAACUGUAAGGUGAUCCCUGCUGUCAACCAAACUGAAAUCCAGCCUUUGCUACCCCAAAAGAGCCUCAAUGCCCUUUGCGUCCAGCACAGGGUUCACCAAACAGCAUUUGGCCCGUUGGGUGGUAGCGGCAGUACACUACAUGAGAAUUCGGUCGUGAAUGCGAUUGCGCAGAAAAGAGAAUGUAGCUCGGGAAAUGUUUUACUGAGCUGGGGUGUGAAGAAAGGUUGGAGCGUUAUUCCAAAAAGCAUCAAUCCGGCUCGAAUUACCACAAAUCUCCAUCAAAGCUUCGUAAUGGAUGAUCUAGAAACAGCGCAAAUUGAUGAGCUGGCUGACAUCUUGGGAGGGAAGCGAUUCAACCGUCCAAACUGGGGGACAGUGAUUUUCCAUGAUGAUGAUCCGAAUGUACAAUAA